UUCGAGCUCGGAGAUGAGCGUCGCGACGCCAACCAAAGUCAACAAGAGUUUUUCCAUCGAAUCGCUUCUAAGUCGCGAUGAUAAGGACCAUCGUCGUAUACAGGAUGGUCCUGCGAUGGUCCCAGGACCUUUCGGAAACUUCAAGUGCGAAGGUGUCGGUGACUUUUACCGUGGGGAUGUACAUUUUGUUAGUGAAGUUUGCACGAAAGACGAAGCGACGGCGCCGCAAAACAGCGGAACAGGUCCAGAUGAGUUAUACCAGAGAAAUUAUUCAGAUGAUUCCAAAUCCGACGAUGACAGGAAGAAGAGACCCAGGACCGCGUUUACAGCGGCCCAAAUAAAAUCCUUGGAAGCAGAGUUCGAGCGCAACAAAUAUCUUUCAGUCGCCAAACGGUGUCAACUAUCGAAGUCAUUGAAGCUAACCGAAACGCAAAUCAAAAUAUGGUUUCAAAAUCGCCGCACAAAGUGGAAGAGGAAGUAUACCAACGAUAUAGAGAUUCUAGCUCAACAGUACUACAGUUCCAUGGGCAUCUUGACUCCACGUCCGAUUUUCUUAGGUGACAGAUUAUGGUUCUUUAAUUACGGGAAUCAAAGUGGAGGUCCAAACGUGUCUUCGCAGAUGGUUCCUGCAGUGGUUCCGAUGCCUUCGACGUUGCCUCCAUCCAUGGUACCAGCCUUGACCAGCGCUCAAUGUUUACCCUCGUACAACGACUACCCGGAAACCGGGCAACCGGAAACGUCGCCCAUCCUGCAGCUACAAAACUUUGGAAGGACCUUCGAUAAUUCAUGAUAUAUCCGUUAAACGUGCACUAAUUUA
Molecule: messenger RNA, 817 nt
Organism: Nicrophorus vespilloides
Lineage: Eukaryota; Metazoa; Arthropoda; Insecta; Coleoptera; Silphidae
Gene: lms
Product: homeobox protein ceh-30
Exons: 4
Coding region: 14-790 (258 amino acids)
Biological process (GO): regulation of transcription by RNA polymerase II; animal organ development
Cellular component (GO): nucleus
Molecular function (GO): DNA-binding transcription factor activity, RNA polymerase II-specific; RNA polymerase II cis-regulatory region sequence-specific DNA binding
Source: RefSeq, a predicted model, not a curated record